AUGUAUCUGUUAAAAGUAUAUAAACCGUGCAUAAACCUUCUUUUAUGGCCGAUUAUAGGGAUUUUUUCCUGCACUUGCUUUCCUGCAAUUGACUGGAAAGGGAAAUUGUGCUGUUGGAUGAAGAGUCCUUCCAGCACAGAUAUUAUGAAACGAAAAGAAGGGCAGAGAGCAGGUUCAACAAAAAAAGAUGUAGGGCUUUCUCCUGUAUCGGUACGAUGUAAAAAUGAAACUUUUUUACCAGAAGUUUAUAGUUUGCCCUUCUUCGUAGUUAUAUCAAACCACUGUUUCAGAAGAGGAUUUACGUUUCAAUCAAGGUAUUCCUCGUAUGAAGUUCAAUUCAAUAAAAGAUACACAAGUACUGCAUCAGGGGAAAGUUUACAAACAAGACCAGGAUGGUGUAUACCAUCUGGCAUCCACUUCGAUACCAAGAAGAAGGGACACUACCGCAGUUCGUUGCAUGGUAAUAUAGUCUUCCUUCAGUUCUCUGAAUUUUUGAAACAUUUCGACGAGCACAAAAUGCAUAUACCACAUAACUGUCCUCAGAAAACGCGGCCCUGGAAUGAAUUUAUACUUCAAAAGAAGAAGUUAUUGAAUAGGCAUUACCGAACCCAAUCAGAGAAAUAUGAAGAAAUGCCUCCCUCACACAUUGGAUGCGACAAGCAUUGUAAUAGAGUAGACAUAUUAAAUCGUCACAUAAAAAAUGUACGCAGGAAUGAAAGGCUGAGGCUAACUAAUAAAUAUAAUAUAGGCAAAAAUAAAUGA
Messenger RNA from Kluyveromyces lactis, 762 nucleotides. RefSeq lists its product as uncharacterized. The coding region runs from base 1 to 762 and encodes 253 amino acids. The record is from RefSeq and is a predicted model, not a curated record. Lineage: Eukaryota; Fungi; Ascomycota; Saccharomycetes; Saccharomycetales; Saccharomycetaceae. The transcript has a single exon.